Molecule: messenger RNA, 2334 nt
Organism: Penicillium cataractarum
Lineage: Eukaryota; Fungi; Ascomycota; Eurotiomycetes; Eurotiales; Aspergillaceae
Exons: 13
Coding region: 1-2334 (777 amino acids)
Biological process (GO): transmembrane transport
Molecular function (GO): oligopeptide transmembrane transporter activity
Source: RefSeq, a predicted model, not a curated record
AUGGAGACCCCCGAAAUAUCUGGAAAGCAAUCUGGCAUAUCGCAGUCUCAAACGCCAGACCUGGAAGCCGAAGGCAGCGAUAAUGACCCAAAAACCUGGUCGAAUCGAACGGAACAAACUGAGCUCACUCCAGUUGAGGCAUUCAAGUGGAAUGUUGAAGGGGACCAGUCACCCUUCCCGGAAGUUGCAGCUUGUGUAUCUAACAAGGAUGAUCCUACAACAGCCUGUAAUACUGUUCGAGCAUGGGUUCUAAUGACGAUCUUUGUUAUACUAUUUUCUGGAGCUAACCAGUUCUUUGGCCUUCGAUAUCCAUCCCUCACCAUCUCCUAUGUUGUGGCUCAGAUCCUUGUUUUUCCUAUCGGUCGCGCAUGGGAAAGACUCCCUAGAUGGAGGGUCCCUUUAGGAAAACUUUCCUUUGAUCUCAACCCAGGAAGGUUCACGAUUAAAGAGCAUGCAUUCAUCGUCAUUUGUGUCAAUAUCAGUGCAUCCACCGCCUAUGCUCAAGGAGCCUUGGUUGCCAUUGUGAGUCCGGUAUACUGGAAUCGCGAGAUGGGAGCCGGCUUUUCCUUUCUAUAUCUUUUGACAACCCAAAUGAUAGGGUUUGGCCUCACUGGCCUUUCUCGUCGGUGGAUCGUUUAUCCAGCUGCUUUGACCUGGCCCACCUCGCUGUCGUCAACGGUUCUCUUUCGAGCACUGCAUGAACCAGAGAGCAAGAAACUAGCCAAUGGGUGGUCUAUGACCCGCUACCGCUUUUUUGCCUACGUGACAAUCAUCGCAUUCGUCGCGUUCUGGUUCCCAGACUAUAUCUGGACAAGUCUCAGCACAUUUGCCUUUAUCACAUGGCUUGCUCCAAAUAAUCAGAAGGUCAACACUUUGUUCGGAAUGAACUCUGGCUUGGGUCUGCUACCGAUCAGCCUGGACUGGACACAGAUAAACUACGCUGGUUAUCCACUCACAACUCCAUUCUAUAUCACCUGCAAUGCCUUUGCCGUCGUUGUGCUCUUCUAUUUCUUUCUAUCACCAAUCCUUUACUAUGCCAAUGUCUGGUACAGCGCCUAUCUCCCACUCCUUUCAUCAAGCACAUUCGACAAUACAGGCAGCUCAUAUAAUAUCUCGCGUGUGGUGGACGCGAACUUGAACUUUGUUGAAAGCAAGUACAAGGAGUACUCUCCAAUGUACAUUUCCAUGUCUUACUCUCUCACCUACGGGUUAUCCUUCGCCGCCGUGACAGCGGUGGUGGUCCACACAUACCUCUACAACGGCUCCGAAAUCUGGGCAAGAUUGAAGAAUGCGCAACAUGGAGGCGAGGAUGUCCAUCGGCGGCUUAUGCGUUCAUACAAAGAAGUUCCAGAUUGGUGGUACGGUGUUCUCACAUUGGUCGUACUAGGACUUGGGAUCUUGACGACCAGAUACUGGGACACCGAACUUCCAGUUUGGGGCUUCAUCGUGGUCUGCUUCGGACUGGCUGUGCUCUUGAUUGUGCCUGAAGGUAUUCUCCAGGGAACUACGAAUCAGCGCGUGUUUCUCAAUAUUAUCACGGAGAUGAUUGCCGGAUAUUCCUGGCCUGGCAAGCCUAUCGCUAACCUGAUGGUAAAAUGCUAUGGCUACAAUGCGGUUAAGCACGGUAUGGACUUUGCACAAGACCUAAAGCUGGGUCAAUAUAUGAAAAUCCCUCCACGGGUUCUAUUCUUCGGCCAGAUCUAUGCUAGCAUUCUGGCGACAGCGACUCAGACGGGAGUCCUGCAAUGGAUGAUGGGUCAUAUUGCUGACCUCUGUGAGCCAUCAAACAAACAACGCUUCACUUGCAACGGUGCCAAGGUCAUGUACAAUGCGUCCAUCAUUUGGGGCACAAUUGGCCCGCAGCGAAUGUUCCAAUCCGGCCAGACAUACAACGGGCUUGUCUACUUCUUUUUGAUUGGACCUGUUGUUACGGUACUCGUCUAUCUUCUAUACCGCCGCUACCCUAAUAGCUGGAUUCGUUACAUCAAUGUCCCGAUCUUCUUCAAUGCGGCCGGCAACAUCCCGCCUGCGAACACUAGUAAGGCCCCAAAGGAGAAUCUCUAUUAUUCCAAGUCUAACGAGACAGCCCAAUAUUCUCUUUGGUUCAUUGUUGGCUUUGUGUUCAACUACCUAAUCCGUAAGCGGGCAUUUGACUGGUGGAAACGGUAUAACUACUUGCUGCAAGCCGCGAUGGAUACCGGCACGGCUAUCGCCACAAUCAUCAUCUUUUUCGCUCUAGGAUAUCAUUCUAUCGCGUUUGAUUGGUGGGGCAACACAGCGGUCAUUUUGGAAGAGGGCCUGGUGAGUUUUGACCGAAUGGGUGCACAUCCGUGA